This is a messenger RNA of Scylla paramamosain (green mud crab), 6143 nucleotides long. RefSeq lists its product as uncharacterized. The coding region runs from base 258 to 6116 and encodes 1952 amino acids. Gene Ontology annotation, molecular function: ATP binding; metal ion binding; nucleic acid binding. The record is from RefSeq and is a predicted model, not a curated record. Lineage: Eukaryota; Metazoa; Arthropoda; Malacostraca; Decapoda; Portunidae. The transcript is spliced from 17 exons. Gene Ontology annotation, biological process: germ-line stem cell division.
CCAAGGGAUAUACACUCCUUGCCAGAACAGUGGCAUGAUGAGUUAGCAUUAAGCUGUUUAUAACGUGGAUCCUUCAGUUUCGUUGGAACAAAUAUCGUGAAGACAUGUGAUAGUUGGUCUGUCUCGCUAGCGUCCGUGAAGUUGGCUAUCCUCACAGUUCUCCGUAAUUUAAUUUACUGGUGAAACAAGUUAUUGGCAGCGAUAAGUAGCGUUCCCCGGGUGCCCUUACUUCUGAUGUCCCUGGGAGGCGUGGAAACAUGGCAGAGGUGUCUCGUUCCCGCUGGAGGAACCUGCAGAUUUGUGAGGUGGAAGAUGCAGAUACCAUGUGGGUGCGAGAGGCCCCUUCCCAUGCCUGUUCAGAAGAGUUGCUACAAUUCUUGGAAAUGGAAAAGCAAAUGAAUCAUUACUUCAACAACAGGCAGCCUUGUAAUUCCCAGCAUGCUUUCCUCAUCACAGUUGGCCUUCCUGUAGUGGUUUGCUACAAAGACUGCUGGAGACGAGGGAAGGUGAAGAAGCUGCCCCAAGCCAAAGGGGAGAAGACCAGUGUGUUCCUUGUCGACUAUGGCCUCACUUGUAAAACCAGUCUCAGGGCCCUCAUACCUCUCAGUGAAGGGGAGUGGACUAGUGUUCCUUGCCAGGCCAAGAAGGUUGUCUUACAUGGUGUGGUGCCCAUCUCUCUGCAAUAUGGGCUCAUAAAUCAAGAAUAUAAAUUGACUCUGAAACAUUGUAACCAUUGGGAUGCCUCAGCCACUGAAUAUGUCAAGUUACUCUCCUCCAAGAAGCCUCGUGUAGAAUUCACACCAAUAAGAUUCAGCCAAGAGGGCUGUCCCUGUGGUAAAAUGAUGAUCAUUCUCCCAGAAGAAACGUGGCUGUCUAUCAUGCCCAAAGUAUCCCAAAAUAAGUUACUACAAACAGAAGACAGCCAAAUGGCACUAGAUCUUGUCCAGCUACUUGUUGAUUGUGAAUUUGCACAGCUGUUGGAGGAAACAGAAGAGGAAAUAUGCAAAUUGCCCUCCCCAGAGUGUGGUCAAACACAUCCUGACACAAGGCACACAAGUAUGUCAGCAAAAGCUGCCUCAAGUUCACUAUCCAGUGACUCCCUAAGGAAUGUAGGCAUAGCAGCAGCUCUUGGAGCACCAGGCAGGCUGUGCAUAAGGUCAGACUUGUGCAUCACUAAAGGAACUUCCUCAUACCAGGACACAGAACUAGACUCAGAUCAGUGGACUGAAGUUGGUAGUAUUGAAGGUGUUGUUCAGUGUGACACUGAAUUGGAAUCUCACUCUAGCACUUCAAGUUAUGACACACAAAGUCUUCAUGCAAGGAUGGAUACUGAAGAAAAGUCUAAGUUGAAUUAUAGUAAUGACUUUGGUAAUUCAUCUUUUGCUGAAGUAACAAGUCCAUUAUUCAGGAGACUGUCGACUAAGCAUGCUACUCUAGGAAAAGAUGAAGCGUUUUCAGUUCUAAGAAUAAAGCCAGAAUCUCAUUCAUCAGUCUUAAAAGAGAAAGAAUAUAUUGAAGUGCCAAAAGAUGAAGUCAGCAGGAAGAAAAGUAUUGUAUUAGAUGUUCAGAACAAAUUCAUGUCUGAUCUAAGGAUACAUGAAGAGAACUCAGGUUGUGAGCAAGCUGUAGAAUACAAGGAUGUGAAGACAGCUCCUUCCCUUCCAGAGACGUUUGGAGACUGUGUUAGUGCAAAAGAUACUUCAUUUACCUCUUUGAGACACGGGUGGUCCAACAUUCCUUGCUGGGCAUCCAGGAGUUUAGUGGGAGUGAUACAUGAUCCUGAAAAUACAAGAAAUAAACAAAACAUGUCCAAAAGGAAUUCUUUAGAGUUUUAUGAAAAACUAUUUUCCAAAACUGUUAAUGCAACCAGCAGUAAAAGUCCAGAAGUUAAGAAAGAAAUUUUCAUGGCAAAAAUUGAGCAUGAAAAUACAAAAGCUCUAAAUGCCAUCACAUCCACAGAGGAAUCACAGCUUGCUUCUGACAUCUUUAUGGUGAACCCUCAUGACACUUUGACAAAGUAUUGUACUUGUGAUCUGGAUGAAAUCUACAACAAAAUUAUAAAGCAGGACUGCCUUCCCAGCAUGACAAAUAUUGUGAAAACCUGUAGAGUGUUUGUGGCAGGUGAAUCUCCAGUCUUAGAGGAGGAAGUCAUGAUUAGCAAAGACAUAAUGAGUGCAAUACUUAAUCCUCACAUAUUCAGUGUACUCAGUGAGAAGGGAAUGAAGGCCACCCGACUGCAGGCUUACACAUGGCCAUCCAUUAGCCGGGGAUGUUCAGCUGUCAUUGUUGGUGAGAAGUUGAGUGGGAAGACCAUGGGGUUUGUUGUGCCCUUGUUGUCACUUAUUUUAGAUACUUAUCAUCACAUCAGUGGGCGCCUUCCCCCAGGAAUUGGUCCAGUGAUGGUAGUGGUGUGCAGUUCAUGGCAGAGUGCCAAGUGUGCUGCAGAGCAUGUUGUCAGUCUCUUGCCUGCCAACACCAAUCUCAAAGUAAUGACAGCCUGGGGUGGGUGUGGAAGUGAGGAAGAGAUCAGCACAGGUAAGCAGCUUCUUGGAGGGUGUGAUGUACUGCUCACCACAACCCCUUGCCUGGUGCGCCUCCUAACAGGAGACUCCACAGUGUCGGGUAGAGGCACCAAGGGGGCCACCACCUCCCUCACAAGGUGUUGCCACUUGGUUUUUGAUGAUGCUGAUAUAGUAUUAGAAAAUUUCUCUUUGGAAGUCAAGGAGAUUUUAACUAUGUGGGGAAAAGAAAGGAAAAAAUGUGGUAGGCCAGACCUGCUGCUUCAGGCUGUGGUGGUUGGCUCCAGGUGGACCAAGUUAUUGGGUCAAUUAACUGAUGUUUUGCUUCCUCUUCUAGACCCAACAAUCAUAAUAUCAACACCUUUUGAGGCUGCCAUAGCUACCAAAGUAAAGAAUAAUUUUUAUUGGGUGAAUGAUGAAAUAGAAUCUCUCAAUCUGGUGAUGAACUUCAUAGCAGCAGCUUCCUCCCAGAAGAGUAUGGUCUUUGUGAGGAAUGACAGUGUUGCUGCCUUGUUGAGCUCAAUGAUGAAGAACAUUGCUGUGUAUUGUUUAGUUAUGAACAGCACAAUUCACAAGGAUAGAUUAAAAGAGUUUAUUGAUGAGUGGCACGUGAUGCAGGGUGUCACUGUGAUUGUUAGUGAGCCAGCAGAAAAGUUUCUUCUGCAUUGUGAUAUUUCUGAUGCCCAGGCAAUAUUCCACACUCAUUUUGGCUCAUCAUGGAAUACCUUUACUCAAAGGUAUGGUUUUAUGGUUGAUAGGUUUGUCACUGAUGUGGAAGAAAAAUCUUUUAGUUGUGAAUCCUAUAUAAUUGUGCCAAAAUGUUCAAUAGAGAGAAGUCACAAAAUUUGGGGUGAAUUGAACAGAAUUUAUAAUAAUGCCACAGAGGAAGUGAAGGUGCAUCUGUUGUCAACAGAAAAUGGACUUCCAAAAGAUAACCGUUGUUUGUGCUACAACCUCAAGGCAUGUGGGAGAUGUUUUGAUGAAUCCUCUUGUAAAUUUAGACAUUUCAUUGACUUAUCUGACCAAGCCCAUGGUAUACCCCAGACUGGUAAAGUUACAGUUGAGAUCAUCAGUGUGGUGAAUGCUUCCAGGUAUUUAGUGCGGCUCACUGAGUACCAGAUAAAGUCAGAUGGGCAGAGGAUUGAUCUCUCCAACCACUACCACAUUUUAAGAUCAGCCUUACAGCAGCAUUAUGCAGAUCCAGCUCACUGUAAGCCAGUGCAGUUUGCCAAGAAGGGCAUGCUGUGUGCACUGCAAGACAAUGGUGUGUGGAGCAGAGCACAGGUUGUUUCAGUGAAUUAUUCCAAAUCCACUUGUCUGUUGAAUGUGUUUCUCAUUGAUGAAGGAAGAGAGAUGAUCAUUCAAUUAAGUUCUGCUUGGGUUCUUGCAUCUCACUUUGCAUCAGUUCCCCAGCUAAUUGUUGAAGUGUUUUUGUGUUGCAUUCAACCCAAAGAUAAUGAUAGAGAGUGGACAUCCCAAGCAAACAGCUUUGUGCAGGAAGUCUUCGCUAGAAAUAAGAAGAGCAAAUUUGUAGGUACAAUUGUUCUGGCCUUGGGCUACACUUUGUGGCUGAACCCUCUUAUUGAGUUAUCCAAAAUAGGCAAUAUUUAUGCUCAGAAGAGAUCACUUCGUGGGAAGCUGUUAACUGAGAGGUAUGGAAUGGACAAUCCCAAUCACAUUAAAAAUCUUGAGCAGCUUUGCACUCUGGCUGGGAUGUCUUUGAAGGAUGAAGAUACACUGAGCCUGUGUUGGAUAGAGGCUCGUAAUGAAGCAUUGCAAAAUGUGAGCACUGUUGUAGACAGUGAAGACUUAAGCAGUGAUACUUUAACGAAUGGAGAAAAUGAAACAGAUGAAACAAUUAAUGAAAAUAAAGAAGAGUGCAGUGAUAAUGUUAUCCAUCAUGAAAAGGACAUGAACAUGAUGCCUUUGGGUGAUGUAGCAAAGGACUGCCUGCCAUCCACUUCUUCAGGAAAGACUGAAGCUGAGCUAGGUCUGUCCUCUGAGAAGCUGCCUCUAAACACUGAAGUGACAGUUGAAGUGACUGAACUGGUGUCUACUGAGGAAUUCUAUGUUGUACAGCAAGACAAGCUUCAAGAAUUGGAUAACCUAGAGGGAGAAAUUAAUAACCUGCAUGACUACCUGGAAUCUUGUGAGGUUGAGAAGAGGUCUGAUGGCAAGAGUGUGGCAUCCAAACCUCCCAUUGGUUCUCCAUGCAUUGCUAAAUUUACAGACAACAGGUACUAUAGGGGACAAGUGAAAGCUGCAGAGAAUGAUGGCAGCAUGACUGUCUUUUUUGUGGACCAUGGAGAGACUGUCAAGGUCCCUGAAUGGCAGGUUCAUGUUUGUCCCAGUGUGUGGAUGAAGUACAUGCCAGGCCAGGCCAUCCGCUGCACCCUGGCCCACCUCACCAUCCCGCCCUAUCUCAGCGAGGCCGCCAUGCAAGCCAUGACGCACCUCAUGGAUGUCACAGAAUCAUGGAAAGUGAAGGCUCUGGAAGUAAAAGAUGACGAUGGACUGUUGUAUGUAGUGGAGUUGACUGAUGAUGCUGGCGACUCUCCGCUGGAAGUGUGGAAACAUCUUGUUCAUCAAGGUGUUGCUUUGAUGGACUUGGAGAAUGCAUCUGAUAGUGAAGAUGAAUCUUCAAAGCUGUUCAACACUUCUGACGUGGAUGAUCAAGAGAUAGCAGAGUUUCUCUUUGGGAUCGCAGCCAUCAAGCAACAGGAGACUGGGAAGAAGGAAGUGCAUUUCAGACAUAAAGGAACUGCUGUAGAACUAGAAGAGAAGGAAAGUAGCCUCUCAUGUAAUUCCAAUGUAAGUGAAUCUUGUAGUGAAUCUGAUUUGGUGCAGCAAAACUCAAUCCAUAUUUCAGAAGGAAAGGGAAAAGAAAAAAAAGAUGACAGUACUAUUGAUAGAACUGAGAGUGAUAAUAAGAAUUGUAAAAGUGAUAAUUCAGAACCUGAUAAAAAGACUAAGGAGGAACAUGAACAACCCAGCUGUAAAGAAAUCAAAGAAAGCUUGAAUUCAAAGGAGAAAGAUCUAGAUAUUCACAGAACAGUGACCUCGGAAAGCCAAGUCUUGAACAUGAAGCGCCUGGGAAUGCCACCCCUCUGUGCUGUUGACGGUGUGACAGAGAGGCUGGCCCCUGAAACCUCUUGGAACCAGAGGAAAGAAACUGUUCACAUCACCAUUCACUUGGUUGGGGUGGAGCAUUACAAGUGUCGUGUCUCCUCAACUCAUAUCAUCUUCAUGUCUGUUUUGGGAGACAAGUUUUAUGUCCUGGAUGAAGAACUCUGCCAGAAGAUCACACCAGAGUCAUGUGUUGUCAGUGUGAAGGGAAUCUCUGUGUCCAUCACCUUGAAGAAAGCUGUGAAAGGGAAAUGGAUGAGUUUGUUCAAGGACAGAAUGCAUCGCCCCUGGCUGAGAAGACAGUACCAGAAUCUAUCAUCGGGGGAAGACACUUCAGAGACGGAGAAUUAUGAUGAUGAUGGUUGGAGGGAAAUCAUGAACUACAGCAAGGAGCCAGCUGGAGGUGGUCUGCCUGCCGGCAUCAGCGACACAGAUGUCACCACUGACACAGAUUCUUCUGAAAUACUCUGAAAAUUUUUAAUAGCUAUUAACAACUUU